AUGCCAGGCCUCACGAUACAAACGGAUUCCAUCUCUCCCCGCACAUCGAACGCUCCCGCGCCCGCGCCAUCUACGUCUGCGGCACCCCCUGGCGCCGCGGCUGCUGGUUCAGCAGCUCCCUCGUCCUCCUCCGCUGCCGGCGCGUCACACCCCCCAGCGCAGACCCCUCCGCGCUCCUCCCGCUCAGCAUCCCCCGCCCGGCCCCCCAUCAGCCCCAUCACCCCGACUCUGUCCCCCGCUCGGCUCCCGGAACCCCCCGCUCCCUUCGCCGCCGGCCGUCCAGUCCUCACUCACUCCACGCAGCCGCCCGCCGCCGCCGCCUCGGCCAUCCCUCCUCCGCGACCGGAGCCCAUCGACUUCGACUCCAACCCCGACGUCCUCGCUCUCAAGUCGGCCAUCUCCAUUCUCCAAAUGCAGCAGAAAAAGGCCACCGCCGACAUCCAAGCCCUCAGCCAGGCCAAGAACGCCGCCGUCGACGACCCGAGCGCGUUCCUCGCCGAUCUCGGCACGGGCAAGGUGCACACGCAGGGCGACAAGCUCUUUCUCGACGAGGACUCGGACUCAGAUGACGAGAUGGAAGGCAACGAGGGCAAGAGUGCGUCGGGAGUGAAAGAAGAGAGCGCAGCUGGACAGGGCAAGGCACCGGAACCGCGGCCAUGGGAGUCCCUGCCGAAGCCUCAGAAUGUGCUUCGCUGCCCGCCCAUCAACUGGUCUCAGUACGCGGUCGUCGGGGACUCUCUGGACAAGUUACACGCGGAUCAAAUAUCGAGGCCGAGCCAGGGUACUCCGGCGACGUUAGGCCCAAGCGGAACGUAUGAGUUUACGGGUGUCCCUGGGGGAAACCAGAAACCGUUCAUCGGCGUCGCAGCCCCCUAUAACCCUGGCAGGGACAGGAUCGACAAGAAAUCAAAAGGUGGAAAGCGGUGA
Colletotrichum karsti is the source of this 927-nucleotide messenger RNA. RefSeq lists its product as uncharacterized. The record is from RefSeq and is a predicted model, not a curated record. The transcript has a single exon. Bases 1 to 927 code for a protein of 308 amino acids. NCBI's taxonomy places the organism in Eukaryota, Fungi, Ascomycota, Sordariomycetes, Glomerellales, Glomerellaceae.